AUGAGUUUGUUUGUUCUCCAGGUGGACACUAUCGCCAUGGAGACUCCUCCAGUGUACAACGAGGACUACCUGUGGUCAGUUUCCUCCAGCUCCUGGCCGUCAGCGACUCUGGACGGUGAGGGAGUGUUGACCUUCCUCCUGGUCGCCCUGUGCCUGGUGUGGGUACUGGGUGUGUCGGGCAACGGCCUGGUCCUGUGGAUCGCGGGGCGAGAGGUCAAGAAGAGGGUGAGCCUGAUCUGGGUGCUGAACCUAGCCGUGGCCGACUUCUCCUUCACCGCCCUGCUGCCCUUCACCAUAGCCAACCAGGCCCUGGGCUAUCACUGGCCCUUCGGCCCGACGCUCUGCAAGCUCCUCAGCUUCACCAGCCAGCUCAACAUGUUUGUCAGCGUCUUCACCCUGUCGGUCAUCGCGGUUGACCGCUGCGUGUCCGUAACGUUGCCCGUUUGGUCACAGAACCACCGCACGGUGAAAUUGGCAACAGUGGUGUGCGCGGCGGUGUGGAUACUGGCGUCGGUCCCCAGCGUUCCCUUCCUUGUUCUCCGGCAGACGGUGGUGGAUGAGGAGGAGGGGAAGACCUACUGUUUCUACCGUGAGGAUGGUGACCGCCUUGGUCAGCUGGUGACGGCACGGUUUGUCCUGGCCUUCCUGCUCCCGCUGGCCACCAUCGCGGCUUGCUACAGCAUCAUCAGCGUGCAGGUGGGGCGACGUUGGCGGCGGAGAUCCGGGCGCUUGCCGGGCAGGGUGGUCUACCUGAUCGUGGCCGCGUUCUUCGUGUGUUGGCUGCCCUUCCACCUGCUCUACCUGCUCCACGUGUGGGCGGGAACUGCCCUGCCCACCGCCUUGUCCCUGGCCACCGGCCUGACGUACGCCAACAGCUGCAUCAACCCGCUGUUGUACGUGGUGGUUGGGCGCGGACCCUGGGCGCGGCUCAUCACCCGUCUCCGCACCACGCUACACUCGCUACACGCCAACACGGACAGUAGCGGCCCCAAGACAGAGACCCCUGACACCAGGGCCUGA
Leucoraja erinaceus (little skate) is the source of this 1020-nucleotide messenger RNA. Its product is annotated as C3a anaphylatoxin chemotactic receptor-like. Gene Ontology annotation, cellular component: plasma membrane. Gene Ontology annotation, molecular function: complement receptor activity; N-formyl peptide receptor activity. The coding region runs from base 1 to 1020 and encodes 339 amino acids. The record is from RefSeq and is a predicted model, not a curated record. Gene Ontology annotation, biological process: complement receptor mediated signaling pathway; positive regulation of cytosolic calcium ion concentration; inflammatory response. NCBI's taxonomy places the organism in Eukaryota, Metazoa, Chordata, Chondrichthyes, Rajiformes, Rajidae. The transcript has a single exon.